AUGGACAGACCUUCUACACCGACAGGUUCUGCAAGUCAAUCAAAUCCCCUUUUGACCUCUCCAACCUCUUCACGAAGAACAAAGAAGAAAGUCAUAUACAGUGAUCGCUAUAUACCCAGUCGUACUGGUGUCGAUCUUCAAGCUGCCUUUACAUUAAAUCAUGACUCUCCCUCUUCUAAUUUGGCUGCUCAUACUUCAAUGAUGAUGUCAUCUUCAUCCUAUGCAGCUGACCUGGAGGUUGCAGACAGUGAGCUGGACUCUCUGAAGAUUCAGGAAGCCAAUAGAAAUUUCGACGCUGUUCUUAAAUCAGAACUUUUCGGUGAUAGACCGCAGUCUAUACCGAGUCAGCAGGCCACACCUCCUGGUUCGAUGGGCUCCAUUGGUUCUAUGAACUCUGCUGCCUCUAUAGUUUCGAUGACUCCAGAUUCAGUAACAAAUUCAUCUCCUUCUCGUGAUACUGCUUCUUCUAUACCAGUUCCAAGGACUCCUCGUCAGAAUAGAAACAUGUUCACCUAUCAGUCUCCUUCUAAAUCACGUCCAUCAUCAUCUUCUCUCACUGUUAAUAACGAACUCUAUUCUUUGAGUCCUGUUGGUGCAAGUAGCGAACGUAUUCUUCUGUCUCCUCAAAGGAAGCCUAGAGCAAUACCUAAAGUACCAUAUCGUGUACUUGAUGCACCGGAAUUGGCGGACGAUUUCUAUCUCAAUUUGGUUGAUUGGGGGUCUCAGGAUAUCUUGGCUGUUGGAUUAGGGUCCAGUGUCUAUCUAUGGGACGCUUCUACAGGAUCCGUCAAUCGUCUGUGCGAUUUGGGACCAAGUGAUAGUGUCACAUCCCUUUCUUGGAUAGGAGCAGGAACCCAUUUGGCCGUGGGUACAAACUCCGGAAUUGUAGAGAUUUGGGAUGCAUCUGCAUGCAAAUGUACUCGUACCAUGACUGGACAUGCUUCUAGAGCAUCUUCUCUUGCCUGGAAUAGACACAUACUUACGUCGGGUUCUAGAGAUCGUACUAUAUUACAUAGGGAUGUAAGAGAACCUGCCCACUAUAUGAAAAGACUCGAAUAUCACAAGCAAGAGGUGUGUGGUUUACGAUGGAACGUGGAAGAGAAUAAGCUUGCAUCAGGAGGCAACGAUAACAAGCUCUUCGUCUGGGAUGGUGUUGAAGACAGGCCUUUAUACAAGUUUACAGAGCAUCAGGCAGCAGUCAAGGCAAUAGCAUGGUCACCACAUCAAAGGGGUAUUUUGGCUUCUGGUGGAGGUACUGCAGAUCGCCGAAUCAAGAUAUGGAAUACAGUGACAGGACUCAAAGUUCAUGAUGUUGAUACAGGAUCUCAAGUGUGUAAUUUAGCAUGGUCCAAAACUAGCAAUGAGCUCGUUUCUACUCAUGGUUACUCACGAAAUCAGAUUGUUAUAUGGAAGUACAGUACAAUGCAGCAAAUUGCAUCGCUUACAGGACAUACAUAUCGUGUUCUCUACUUGGCUAUGUCUCCAGAUGGCCAGACUAUAGUGACAGGGGCAGGAGACGAAACGUUGAGGUUUUGGAACGUUUUUGAAAAGAAUAAGAAUGAGCACAACACAUCCUCGGUUCUUCUUGAUUCCUUUAUGCAAUUGAGAUGA
This is a messenger RNA of Brettanomyces nanus, 1611 nucleotides long. RefSeq lists its product as uncharacterized. Gene Ontology annotation, biological process: positive regulation of anaphase-promoting complex-dependent catabolic process; positive regulation of ubiquitin protein ligase activity; anaphase-promoting complex-dependent catabolic process. The record is from RefSeq and is a predicted model, not a curated record. The transcript has a single exon. NCBI's taxonomy places the organism in Eukaryota, Fungi, Ascomycota, Pichiomycetes, Pichiales, Pichiaceae. Gene Ontology annotation, molecular function: anaphase-promoting complex binding; ubiquitin ligase activator activity; protein binding. Bases 1 to 1611 code for a protein of 536 amino acids. Gene Ontology annotation, cellular component: anaphase-promoting complex.